This is a messenger RNA of Diorhabda carinulata, 1789 nucleotides long. RefSeq names its product adenosylhomocysteinase. Lineage: Eukaryota; Metazoa; Arthropoda; Insecta; Coleoptera; Chrysomelidae. The record is from RefSeq and is a predicted model, not a curated record. The transcript is spliced from 6 exons. The coding region runs from base 409 to 1713 and encodes 434 amino acids. Gene Ontology annotation, biological process: L-methionine cycle. Gene Ontology annotation, molecular function: adenosylhomocysteinase activity. Gene Ontology annotation, cellular component: cytosol.
GAUACCUGAUUGUCAGUUAUAUGUAAUAUGGAUUUAUUAAGAACGUCAAAAAAUGUUAUCAGAAUCCAAAUUUAUUCUAAUUAAAUUCGAAUGAAUGGUUUAAAAUCAAUAGCUAUGUGCAGCUUUGACCCAAGAGAGAAUUAACUUCUGGGAUAUCAUCUAUACGCGUUAAAAGUUAAAAGUUAAAACACAGCGUGCUAAGCGACCAGUAUAUAAUUUGAGCCGACAACAAUGUUUUGUGGAUACGAUAAUAUUGCGCAUCCAUAGUGAAUGUAUAAUACAAAAUCACUUGCUCAGUCUUUACGUACUUUACAAUCGUACGUGAUAGUCACGUUUUAGUGUGGUUUAAGUAAAAGAAUUAAAAUAAUCGAAAGUAUACUUUAACUCUUACAAACUUUGAUAAUAAUCAUGUCCAACGGUAAACCAACAUUCAAAGUCGCCGACUUGAGCUUGGCAGAAUGGGGUAGGAAAGAGAUCACUUUGGCUGAAAACGAAAUGCCUGGAUUGAUGAGCUUACGUAAACUGUAUCAAGACAAUAAGAUUUUAAAGGGAGCUAAAAUAGCUGGGUGUUUACAUAUGACAGUGCAGACUGCUGUUUUAAUUGAAACUCUAGUGGAUUUGGGAGCAGAGGUUCAAUGGUCCAGCUGUAACAUAUUUAGUACUCAAGAUCAUGCUGCUGCAGCAAUUGCUAAAAAAGGAAUUCCUGUCUACGCUUGGAAAGGAGAAACAGACGAUGAAUAUAUAUGGUGUAUUGAACAAACAUUAAUUUUCCCAGAUGGUAAACCUUUUAACCUUAUUUUGGAUGACGGAGGUGACCUAACCAAUCUUGUUCACACUAAAUACCCACAAUAUUUGACUGAGUGUAAAGGUAUAAGUGAAGAAACCACCACUGGAGUGCAUAAUUUAUAUAAAAUGUUCAAAGAAGGUACCCUGAAGGUUCCAGCUAUCAACGUAAAUGAUUCUGUAACAAAAAGUAAAUUUGACAACUUAUAUGGCUGUAGAGAAUCUCUCAUUGAUGGUAUCAAAAGAGCUACAGAUGUAAUGCUUGCGGGUAAAGUAUGUGUUGUAGCUGGUUAUGGUGACGUUGGUAAAGGCUGUGCGCAAUCUUUAAGAGCGUUUGGAGGUAGAGUUCUCAUCACUGAAAUAGAUCCUAUUAAUGCUUUGCAAGCUGCAAUGGAAGGUUACGAAGUAACUACGAUGGAAGAAGCGUCUAAAGAAGGUCAAAUAUUUGUAACCACCACUGGUUGUAAGGACAUAAUUCAAAGUCGGCAUUUUCUCAAUAUGAGAGACGACAGCAUAGUUUGUAAUAUUGGACACUUCGACUGUGAAAUAGAUGUGGCUUGGUUGGAAAAAAACGCUAAAGAAAAAGUUAACAUCAAACCUCAAGUUGAUCGUUAUCUUCUCCCCACUGGUAACCAUGUAAUUGUAUUAGCCGAAGGUCGUUUAGUUAAUUUAGGUUGUGCUACUGGCCACUCUUCCUUUGUAAUGUCAAAUUCCUUUACGAAUCAAGUUUUGGCACAAAUUGAACUAUGGACGAAACCUGGAACUUACCCUAUAGGUGUACAUAUGUUGCCUAAGAAAUUGGAUGAAGAAGUAGCAAGGCUACAUUUGAAACAUUUAGGUGUCGUUUUAACAACUUUGACACCCGACCAAGCCAAAUAUUUAGGUGUUCCCAUGGAUGGACCCUUUAAACCAGAUCAUUACAGAUACUAAAUUGGCUUUUAUAUACAGGAUGAAGUUGAUAUACUGUUUCAAUUAAGUUUAUUAAAUAAGUUUCAGCCAUUUUAAA